CGUUGUUAUCUUAUUGUAAAUCGUUGUUUUCUCAUUGUACAGCGUUGUUAUCUCAUUGUACAUCGUUGUUUUCUCAUUGUACAGCGUCGUUAUCUCAUUGUACAUCGUUGUUUUUUCAUUGUACGGCGUUGUUUUUCAUUGUACAUCGUUGUUUUCUUUGUAGAAACAGACGUUAUUACCAAUUCAUCUGGUAAUAACAGACGUUAAUAGUUAAUGCUAAAUGCUACGAUAUAACAAACUCUUCAAGCCUUUGACGUCUAUGGCUGAAUACUCCCAUUCAUAAUGGGUAAACUUGCAUUUGCAACGUCGCUUAAAUGAAGAAAAUAUGAAGAAAAUCGAAGAGCAAUUCCCAUCAUACAUCAGGCCAUGCACGUCAAUGCAAAGGCACGCUCAGAAAUCGUUCUUAACAUUUGAAUGAAAUAUAUAAGAACUACCGAUACGUCAACAUAAAAGCAAGAAACGACUACGGCUGCUUCGUCAUGUCCAACGAUACAGGAGAAAUAACUUUAAGUGUGUUUGGGGCGCCAAAAGUUGGUAAAUCGGCUCUUACUGUUCGUCUUCUAACAAAACGAUUCAUUGGAGAGUAUGAUAGCUCAACAGUGUCAACCUAUCGUGGUGAAAUAAAACACGAUGCGGGUGAAGUUCUAAAGUUCUCUAUUCUUGAUUAUCCCGGUCCACUCAAAGACGUGUCAUCAUCUAUGGUGCAUUCCGCUGAUUGCUGUGUUGUGGUCUAUGCAAUUACCGAUUCGAAUUCCUUCCUUGAGGCUAUAAAUUAUGUUCAAACUGUUUCUGAUAUGAGAGAAGAUGCUGACAUGAAUCUCUUGUUGCUAGGCAACAAACGCGAUUUGGUCUGCAGUCGACAGGUGACGUAUGAGGAAGGUAAAUCUUUUGCAGAAAGAUUUGAGUGCUCUUUUUAUGAAGUUUCUGCCGCAGAGGAUUAUUUGAACGUUCAAACUGUAUUUAAAGAACUUUUGCUUCGAAUUCGCAAAACUCGCUUGGCUGAGAAACGAAAUCAAAAACUCUCAGCCAAAAAGAAGGCUGUAAAGCUGUUUGGUUUUGGUGGUAGAGCACGUAGUGGGACACUGUAGUAGGAUAACUGAAUCUCUUUUUCAUUCUUAGAUUUUACGUUUGUAAAUAUUAUAUUCAUUUGUUUUUUAUGACCAGUCUUUUAGAAUGGAUGA
Molecule: messenger RNA, 1181 nt
Organism: Xenia sp. Carnegie-2017
Lineage: Eukaryota; Metazoa; Cnidaria; Anthozoa; Malacalcyonacea; Xeniidae
Product: ras-related and estrogen-regulated growth inhibitor-like protein
Exons: 6
Coding region: 480-1088 (202 amino acids)
Molecular function (GO): GTP binding; GTPase activity
Source: RefSeq, a predicted model, not a curated record